AUGGAAUUCCUGGAGGAAGAAUUUACUAUUGAAGAAGUAGAAUGUGUUCUAAAUCAAUUGGGAGGUAAUACUUCACUUGGUAAAGAUGGAAUUUCAAACUAUUUCAUCAAAGCAUAUUGGUCCAUCAUUAAAAUUAAUUUUUGGAAGGCAAUAAGUCAUUUCCUUUGCUAUGGGGAGCUGAACAAAGAAUGGAAGGAAACAUUGAUUGUGCUUAAACCGAAGGUAUCAAAUCCUAUUCUCCCAUCUAACUAUAGACCAAUAAGUCUAUGCAAUAUUGUGUACAAGGUAGGGGCAAGGGUAAUAUUGAACAGACUAAUUGUGGUUAUUCCAAAGCUUAUCUCUAAGGAGCAAGCGGUAUUCAUCAAGGGGAGGUCUUUGUCUGACCAUGUGUUGGUGGCACAAGAAAUUUUUCACAAACUAAGGUUCUCAAAAGCUGCUAAAGGUCUUGUAUCCUUCAAGGUAGACAUGGAACAAGCUUAUGAUUCCAUGUCUUGGUCUUCUCUUAGGAAAGUGUUGGAGUAUUUUGACAUUCUUACAAAGAUAUCCAAACUCAUCAUGGAGUGUGUGGAAGAUCCAACAUUUUCUUUAAUAAUCAAUGAUGAUGUGAUAACAUGGUCUGAAACUAAAAGGAAGGUUGUUAAGGGAGUUAAGAACAUCUUAAAAACUUCUGUGAAUAGACAGGCCAACAUUGUUUUAAGAAGACUUACAACUGAUGAUUUCCAGUUCAUUAUAGAUAGAGCCUUGAGGAAGCUUAAUUUAUGGGGAAGUAAAAUCUUAUCACUGGCAG
Molecule: messenger RNA, 787 nt
Organism: Dendrobium catenatum
Lineage: Eukaryota; Viridiplantae; Streptophyta; Magnoliopsida; Asparagales; Orchidaceae
Exons: 3
Source: RefSeq, a predicted model, not a curated record